Emiliania huxleyi CCMP1516 is the source of this 566-nucleotide messenger RNA. RefSeq lists its product as hypothetical. Gene Ontology annotation, cellular component: large ribosomal subunit. Gene Ontology annotation, biological process: translation. Gene Ontology annotation, molecular function: structural constituent of ribosome. The transcript has 3 exons. The record is from RefSeq and is a predicted model, not a curated record. Bases 8 to 373 code for a protein of 121 amino acids. Lineage: Eukaryota; Haptophyta; Isochrysidales; Noelaerhabdaceae.
CCGAGCCAUGGUUGCGCGCUUGCUGGCUGGGCUCUGCCUCUUCGCUGCCUGCGCGCCGUCGGGCGCCUUCACGCCGCCGGGCGCGCUGAGCGCCGUCACGAUGCCCGCGACGCACGCCGCCGUCGCCCGGCCCGCCGUGAGUGGAGCCGUGCGCACAUCAUUGCCGACGAUUGUGAUGGCCGUGCCGAAGAAGCGCCAGUCUAAGAUGAAGACGCGGCAGCGGAAGGCCAAUUGGUUCGCCAAGGCCAGGCGCCAGGCCACGCUCGCCCUCUCGCGCGGCAAGUCUGCCAAGUAUGACCCCCUCGAGGACCCGAAGUACUCGUUUGAUGCCGUGGAGGAUGACGACGAGGAGGAGGACGAGGACGAGGAGUAGACGGCCGCCGUCCCCUACCGCUCGCUUCCGCCGUGGAGGGCCCGCACUGUGUUCAGCGCGGACGUGGCUAGGUCUGCGUGAAUCGCUUAAAUAGCUGCACACACGACGCUCACAAAAGCGCGCGCUCUGUCGACUCUAUUCCUCGUUUUGCCUGUGUUGUACUGUAAACGACCGCGUCACGAGUGCGCCCGUC